AAAUAAAAAAAAUCACUGAAAUCAUAAAAACGUUUAGCUGUUCUUAAAAGCUAGAAUAUUAAACAUCAUUUUAUAUUUCCUUAGCUUUUUAUAAUUGUUGAAAGAUAUGAACAUUUAAAUGAUAAUUCUGUGGAUGUCGGAAAAACUUGUUCAAUCCCCUCCCUAGAGUGUAACUAUUUGACACUUCAUAYACCAAGGGACGCCUUUCACUUUUCCGCAUAUUCAAGCGAGGUCCACGUUUUCUUGAAAAGCCAAAAUGAGCUUCUUUCAAAAAUUCGUAAUCAUUGCAGAUAUCAUUGGAUUUUUUAUCAUAACUCGCUACCCGUACAUAGAUCUAUUCUGUAUCUUAAUGAGGCAUGGUAGCUUGGCCGAUUUGAACAAGCAAGGGACUUUCAACCCAACAGCUGGCCGACUUCAAAUGACAAUGGACGCCAUCAAACAGAACUUUGAAGUGUUUGUAAACGGAGCGAUUUUCUUCGUUUGUGCUACAGGGAUGACACUGGACAUGCAGAGAAGGRGWUGUGGUAUUAUUGCAGCGUUUCAUGUGAUCUGUGCAGCAAUUAUGACCUGUAUUGAACACAAACAAUCAUGGUCAGAGUUUAUGAUUGUAAAGAUAGUUGCUAGAGCAAUUGCAUCAGUUGGGGCUUACCUUUUUGUUGCUGGUGGUCUCACUGAUAGCACCAAGGGACAAGGUAAAGUGUUCCAAUAUUUAGAGAUUGGUCGCAAGCUGCUGUCACUCUACCUUUUCUACUUAGCUUACAUGAUUUGGAUCAAUAAAGAAGACANUUUUCUCUCUUCGCUAUUACGGCGCUUCGCGCGGACAAAAACAUUAGCGAAGAGAGAAAACAUCAAACCUCUGGGACCAGGGUAG
Messenger RNA from Exaiptasia diaphana, 871 nucleotides. RefSeq lists its product as uncharacterized. The record is from RefSeq and is a predicted model, not a curated record. Gene Ontology annotation, biological process: positive regulation of canonical NF-kappaB signal transduction. Bases 257 to 871 code for a protein of 204 amino acids. Lineage: Eukaryota; Metazoa; Cnidaria; Anthozoa; Actiniaria; Aiptasiidae. The transcript has 2 exons.